GCUUGACUACCUAUAAACUACCUUCAUCCCAAGAAAACCGCUUGGGUGAACCCAUUCUUGAGGCUCAAUUCGUUCUACAACCUCUCUUCCUCUACAUUGGAAAGCUAGAAUGGGAGAUCAUGGUAGCUCUCCAACAUGCCUAUCAGCAGAGCCUCACGGCCCAGCUGAAAGGAGCCACGGAACGAUUCGAGAUCACGCUGCUCACUAUUUUGGUUGCAUCGAAAUCGCUGACCGAGUCAACUAUCUGAGCCGAGAGAAAAACUGGGAGCUCUGGGAUCACGAGAUCCAAAUCGAGGCUGAGAGGCUACAGCAACGAAAGCCUACCACCAGUGAGGAAGAACGGCUAAAGACUGCGACAGAAAAAGUGGAAGCUAGAAUCAAGAGUCUCGCUGUGAGCAUCGAAGCGCAAUACAAGCGAACGGAUAUUCUCCGAAAAGCACUUUCGGAAGUGAGAUGUCCCCAAUGCGAAGAUCAACCUCGAGACAAGCACGGAGGGAACGAAGGGAAUCCACACCCUCCUUGCGACCUGGUUCAUCUUGUAUCUCACAGUCACGAGGAAUGGAAAAAGUCACGCAGUUACAAGAAGGGAAUCGAGAUCAUCCGAAAUUGGAAACGACAUAAAACAUCAUCAGCACAGAGCAGCGAUGUUGAGGAUGAGCAUCUGACAAAUAGUCCGGAUUUAUCAAGCAAUGGCCGGGCCAGGAUGGCACCUGAGAGGGAAGAGGCUCGCAAGAUCAUCCGGAACGGCCACAUCGAUGUCGAUUAUGCUUUCGAAGAAGACGAAAACACGCCUUCGUACGAACUGGAACGAGAUAUGAACGGCUACCUUAUUCAGUGGAAGAUUUUGAGGCCUGGAGAGUCACGCAAGAAGCUCGAUUCGAACACGCCAACCAAAAUUUCCCCAACAUCGCCCAAUCCACCACAGCUCCCGUCUCUUCCCCCUUCCCCUCUUCAAUCUCCUCGAACUCGAACAGCUAGAGCGCAGAGCGAAGCUACAGUUCAAUUCGAAGCCACAGACCACAAGCCAAAGAGACGCCCGACUGGACCCAGUCGCCUGCGCUCUGGGACAAUGCAAUCCGCAUCCUACCUCGAGCCUUACACAGAACAGGAGAAAUAUCUGGAGCCGUUGAGCGAAAGCCUUAGCGAUUACCGUUUCAAAGGAAAGUUUCCUGAUCAGAGACUGACAUUACAAAACCUUCUCGACCCUACACCGAAGAGACCAGAGUUUCGGGACGUAAUCCUAUCUCGAGAUCGUCCGAAUAAGGAUGGGAGUCCGAAUAAGGAUGAAAGAGUGCGGUACUUCCAUAUACCGCAUAACAAUAUGCAGUUGAAAACGCACAGCCGUAUGGUAUUACGUCCUGAAUAUUGGAGAGGUCAACAGCAUGGCGGCAGACGCACAUUGGUGCAUGCUAGACAUAUGCGUGCUAUUUGCGAGCGUAUUUCGUCGAGGAUCUGGGAGGUGGAAGACAACCCUGAUAACCUUGUCCUGUUUAUGCCCUACUUGCAUUGGGAAGAAGAUCGUAAGCGCGACAACAUGGCUAAAAUAAUUGACAAAGCUUCGGAGAAAAAUCGAGAAGAACAUGAGAAGCAGCGCAAUGACGCCCGUGCCCAGAGAGUAAGGGAACGUACUUACAAGCCAACCACUACCAACAACAAGCAAGUACGAAACUUGCUCGAGCCCGACCUUUGCCGUAUCAAGCACCACGACAAAGUUUCUCCCAUUCAUAAAGAAAGCAUUCUCAGUGCUUGGAAGAAGAACGCAGGCGGAAACCCGAACGGCAAGACUAUGGCUGACGUUGCUAGUGGAUUUGCAUCAGAGGGUCCUGUUGAACAUGAGCACGGCAGUGAUGACCACAACUUGUGGUCUGUUCCCAAGCUGAAAUGCUCCGACCAUGGGAGGUUGCAGAUUGAGAACAAGCUAGGGCAGUUUCUCUUGGAUUCCGCAAGACUGUACGAGGCAAUGUCCAUGUAUAGAGAUCAGUGUCUGUCUUACUACUGGACUCUAAAGACAACAAAAGCGAGAGACAGGGAUCAGGUUGUCUACCGCGGCACAACUAUGGAUGAGAGGAACAUCCACAGAUUUCGAGAGCGCCGUGGAGACCCUGCACAGUCUUGCCAAGACAAGAAACCGUUUUGGCCUUCCGCUGCUCCCUCAAGCCCUGAGCAGAACCCCGACUUUGAUGUUACGGACCCAUCUGAAAGCAACUUUGGCCGUUACAAAUGGGACGGUCACUGGACAAAGACCGACGAGGACGGCUGCGAUCACUGUAGGGACGAGAUACGCAAGGUGUCCAGGAUUGUCAUGGUCGACCAACUGUGGAUGUGGAUCUUGGACAAGCAGACGAUCAUCACCAGUUUCCCGAAAAGAUACGGCGCGAACAAAUCAGAUCCCUCAGGGGUUCACAAGUCGAUACGUACUCGUAUCAAGCACGCUCGCAAAAACCAGAUCCGAUCUGUGUUUGAUGUCGCGCUCAUCAUUCUCGAUGAGUGCUCAAACACAUUCUUCGACAGAACAAAAACACCACAAAACAAACAAACAGUCUCUUUCCAGCAUCUCUGGCACUGGACUGAGCAAGCCUCCAAGGUUUACCACUCCAAAUCAGCGUUCGAGGACACUUCCCAUCUCCACGUCCCGCUUCUCAACAUCAACCCUGAGGGCAAGCUGCAGCGAGAAAUAAAAGACAUUAUCGAUGAGCUAGAUAUCAUGAUACAUGUCAAUGGGAAACAAAGGGAAGUCAUCAAACGGUUCGUGAAGCACGUUGAAAACAUCUACGACCCGAGUGGUAAGUGGCGGGACGAGACACUCAGCCCGGAUGGCAAUCGGGACUACUUUCGUUCCCGGUCCAUUUCGCAAAGCGGCGAAGAGAUCGGGUCUACAGAAGAGGCUAGGAAACAAGAGGAACGCGAGAAGGAUGAGUUUACUUGGUUCCGCAAACAAGCAUACGAUCUCAUAUCGGAUGUGGACGACCGAAUGAACGAGCUCGAAAGCCUGCGUAAGAGCGCCGAGACUACAUCGCAAGGCGUGGGUUCUUUUACCAAUACCUUUGUUUACCCACACGCUGACCGAUAA
Molecule: messenger RNA, 3070 nt
Organism: Colletotrichum acutatum
Lineage: Eukaryota; Fungi; Ascomycota; Sordariomycetes; Glomerellales; Glomerellaceae
Exons: 6
Coding region: 110-3070 (986 amino acids)
Source: RefSeq, a predicted model, not a curated record